Molecule: messenger RNA, 1426 nt
Organism: Daucus carota subsp. sativus
Lineage: Eukaryota; Viridiplantae; Streptophyta; Magnoliopsida; Apiales; Apiaceae
Product: S-adenosylmethionine synthase 5
Exons: 2
Coding region: 69-1331 (420 amino acids)
Biological process (GO): S-adenosylmethionine biosynthetic process
Cellular component (GO): cytosol
Molecular function (GO): methionine adenosyltransferase activity; ATP binding
Source: RefSeq, a predicted model, not a curated record
GCUACUUGAGUUUCCAGUCAUCUUUUAUCACCCAUAGUCCCUUCUCGCUUCUAUAAAUACCAACUCUGAUGUCCCAUUUUUUCAUUGUCGCAGUGUCUUGGUGGUCUGAGUUUCGACAAGGCAGAUAUUUUUCGGUGCCUGCGUUUUCUUUAACUGAGCUCUAUAAAAUGGAGACCUUCCUCUUUACCUCUGAGUCUGUUAAUGAGGGGCAUCCUGACAAGCUUUGUGAUCAGAUCUCUGAUGCAGUGCUUGAUGCCUGCCUAGCCCAAGAUCCUGACAGCAAGGUUGCAUGUGAGACAUGUAUUACAACCGAUUUGGUCAUGGUUUUCGGGGAGAUCACAACUAAAGCUCAUGUAGAUUACGAGAAGGUUGUCCGUGAGACAUGCCUUAAUGUUGGAUUUGUUUCUAAUGAAAUAGGCCUUGAUGCCAACACCUGCGAGGUACUUGUGAAGAUUGAGCAACAAAACCCUCAAAUUGCGAAUGCUGUCCAUGGAAAUCUUAAAAGAUGUCCUGAGGAAAUUGGUGCAGGGGAUCAGGGCCAUAUGUUUGGUUAUGCCACUGAUGAGACCCCUGAACUUAUGCCUCUUAGCCAUGUUCUUGCAACCAAAUUAGGAGCUCGUCUCACUGAUGUACGCAAGAAUGGCACGUGUGCCUGGAUGAGGCCUGAUGGAAAGACUCAAGUGACUGUUGAAUACCUUAAUGAAAAUGGUGCCAUGGUUCCAAUCCGCAUUCACACAGUCCUCAUUUCCAGCCAGCAUGAUGAGACAGUUAACAAUGAUAAGAUUGCUACUGACCUCAUAGAGCAUGUCAUUAGGCCUGUGAUUCCAGACAAAUACCUUGAUCAAAACACCAUCUUUCACCUCAAUCCAUCAGGCCGUUUUGUCCAGGGCGGUCCAUGUGGUGAUGCUGGCCUCACUGGUCGUAAAAUCAUUGUUGACACUUAUGGAGGCUGGGGCGCCCACGGUGGCGGUGCUUUCUCUGGCAAGGAUCCCACUAAGGUGGACAGAAGUGGUGCAUAUAUCAUUAGACAAGCUGCCAAGAGCAUUGUGGCCAGUGGACUUGCUCGCAGGUGCAUCGUGCAGGUCUCUUAUGCUAUCGGUGUUCCUGAGCCUCUAUCAGUCUUUGUUGACACUUAUGGGACUGGAAAAAUCCCUGACAGGGAAAUCCUCAAGAUAGUGAAGGAAACAUUUGACUUCAGGCCGGGGAUGAUUAUCAAAAAUUUGGACUUGAAGAGAGGUGGCAAUGGCAGGUUCUUGAAGACUGCAGCUCAUGGACAUUUUGGAAGAGAUGAUCCGGACUUCACCUGGGAGAUUGUGAAGCCCCUCAAUUAGAAGAAGGAGAAUGAGCCUUAAAUCAUCUCUUAGUGCAGCCUAUUUGCUUCUUUACCAUAUGAAUAAAACUAAACGGAUACGGAAUAUGCCGAGAA